This is a messenger RNA of Chiloscyllium plagiosum (whitespotted bambooshark), 1028 nucleotides long. Lineage: Eukaryota; Metazoa; Chordata; Chondrichthyes; Orectolobiformes; Hemiscylliidae. The record is from RefSeq and is a predicted model, not a curated record.
CGGAUGGUUGUUGCGGCGGCCAAGAUUGUCAGACAGGGUAGGCACGGAAAUCGCGGGAAUGAGUUGGGGAUGUCAUAAACUUCUGGGGGUUUCGACUGAUCAUUCAACCUGGGGAGACACAAAGGCACCCGCACCACAGAGAAACCAUGGAAAUGUGGAGACUGUGGGAAAGAAUACAAUUACCCAUCUGAACUGGAAACUCAUCAACGCAGUCACACUGGAGAGAAACCAUGGAAAUGUGGAGAUUGUGGAAAGGGAUUUAAUUACCCAUCUCAGCUGGAAAUUCAUCGACGCAGUCACACCGGAGAGAGGCCAUUCACUUGCUCCAUGUGUAGAAAGGGAUUCACAGAGCUAUCGAAGCUCCAUAUGCACAUGCAUGUUCACACUGGGGAGAGACCAUUCCCCUGCUCAUUGUGUGGGAAGGAAUUCACACAGUUAUCCACCCUGCUGUCGCACAGACGUGUUCACACUGAUAAGAGACCUUUUCAAUGUUCAGCAUGUGAGAAGAGUUUUAAAAGUAGAACUGAGGUACUGACGCACCAGCGCACUCAUACUGGAGAGAGGCCAUUCACCUGCUCUGUGUGUGGGAAGGCAUUCACUCAGUCUUCUACCCUGCAGAAACACCAGCGAGUUCACACAGGGGAGAGGCCGUACACCUGCUCCAUCUGUGGAAAGGGAUUCACUCAGUCAUCCAGUCUUGUGGAGCACCAGAGAGUUCAUACUGGGGAGAGGCCAUUCACUUGCUCCCUGUGUGGGAAGGGAUUUACCCAUUCAUCCCAUCUGCAGACACACCAGCGAAUUCAUACUGGGGAGAGGCCAUUCACCUGCUCUGUGUGUAGAAGGGGAUUUACACAAAAAUCCAGCCUUCUUGGGCACCAGCGCCUACAUACUGGGGAAAGACCCUUUACCUGCUCUGUAUGUGGGAAGGGAUUCACUCGAUCAUCCAAUCUGGUGACUCACCAACGAAUACACAAGUAAUUGUGCAAUAGUCGUAGGAUAGAUCCUGGUGUUAAUUACGCACAGAAUAG